This is a messenger RNA of Drosophila subpulchrella, 3119 nucleotides long. RefSeq lists its product as uncharacterized. The record is from RefSeq and is a predicted model, not a curated record. Bases 630 to 1523 code for a protein of 297 amino acids. The transcript has 7 exons. NCBI's taxonomy places the organism in Eukaryota, Metazoa, Arthropoda, Insecta, Diptera, Drosophilidae.
AGCCGCGCGGAGAUACUUUCCACGGGGGUCCUCGUUCGUCGACCGAUUCGUGUUCAAUAAAAAAAAACAUAAAAAGACAAGGAGGCUAUUAACUGAAAGAAAGUAAAUCAUGAGUAUUUAUUAACGUGCCAAAGAAACCUACAAACCUUAAAAACCAAAUAGCCAAAGAUUAAAGCUCCUGACGAAAGGUCAAUUAACUGAAGCGUGCAGUCAAUAAUAUUCCAGUUAACUAAACGAAACCAAGCUGCCAAAGUGAAAAGAAUGAGAAAUAAGUUCUGAAAGUAUUUAGAAACCAACAAAAAACACUCGAAACAAGUUCAAAUUGCACUGGACUGGCAACUUCCGCUUCCGUUGAGUGCUUCAAUUUCAGUUUAAUGUUAACUCCAACAAAACCCAAAUUGACAAGAACAACCGAGACAUAAAUAAAGUGAACAUAAAACAAGAACCGAAAAAAAGUUUUUUGUAGCCUCCUUCUCCGCACUCGAAACAAAGGGAUACGGAUCCUCCUCGAAGAUACGAAAGGGGAUAAACUGCAUAAAUCAACGCCACUGCAAAAGCCAAGAGCAACAAUAACUGGAAGCAAUUAAUUUUAUUCAAACAAGAGCAACAAUAAGGACGACGACAAAAAAAUGGAUUACGGCUGGCUGAUGUUUCUGUUCAUCGCCUUUUUAAUUGAUUACCCAACUGCAUAUGCCUUGUUUGUAACGGAUAUUAGUGUGCCCGAGAUUGUGGAUUUCCGGGACAAUGUGACCUUAUCCUGCAGCUACGACAUGCGUGGUCACACGCUAAAUUCGGUGAAGUGGUACAAGGAUCACGAGGAGUUCUUCAGAUAUUCUCCUCUGACGAGUCCUAUUUACAUGACUUUCGGAGUCCCUGGACUGCAAGUGCUGGACGGGAAGUACCUAUGCAACGAAUCGAGUUGCAGGUUGGAUUUGAGUUUACAGGGGGCCAAAUCCACGGGACUCUAUAAGUGCGAAGUUAGCGGCGAUGCCCCCCAUUUUAAACUGGCGGACAAAGCGGACAACAUGACGGUGGCAGCUUUGCCCCAGAUCGAUCCGCUCAUCGAGAGCUUCAAUUCGAUGUAUCGCAUGGAGGAGUUCCUCAGCGCCACCUGCUCCUCCGAUUAUUCCAGUCUGCCAACACGGCUCACCUGGUACAUCAAUGGCGAACAGCCCCUGCUGGGUGAACUGCAUCCCACAACCGACACCAGCAUUGCGGCCCACGAUUAUGUUCUGCGGCGCCAGAGGCUUCAGGUGCACUUCUAUUUGCAAGGACAGCGCUUUUUCCAGGCCGGGAAAAUCCUUGAGCUCAAAUGCGUAGCGGAAAUUGAGAAUUAUCCGGAGCUGAGGCGCGAAAAGACACUCAGUGCGUCGCUAUCGCAGUUCGACAAUUUCAACAAUCAAAUGCCGCUGAGACAUGCGAAUGCCAACUCUGGUGCCGCACAAAGGAGCGUCAGGACAUCACUAAUUUCCGCCAUCCUGGCGGCAAUUCUAUUAACUCGCGGUAUGCGACGCCCUUCAUGAACACUGACAUCUAUCACAGAAUCGGAAUCGGCGGAGAACUAAAAUCCCCGUCUUCGGAAUGGAAAACGCCUCGAAUGGCAACUUUGUCAACUAUAUCAUCACGUUAGUUAGUCAGUCAGUUAAUCACAUAGUUAGUUAGUUAGGGUAACAGACAAAGGUAAGACCGCAAACUAGUAAAUAGGGAAAGCUUUUGAGUUGAUGAUUGUAAAUAAAACUUAGGGACUAAGGAAAAUAUGUUGAAGGUUAAAAAUGCUCAAGGAACAAGAAAACAAAAAGUCAUAUUGCUGUUUCUAACUUUUUAAGAUCGUUUUCAAGUGCCCGUUUUUUAAUAAUUUUAGACAUCUUAAACUUUUGCAUUUAAUACAAAAACUACAAGUUGAUAUUUUUGUUAAUAAAUGAUUAAUUAAAGAAAUUUAGCGAAUCAGAAUUUAUUUGUAUAAAAAAGUAAUCAUUUUUAAAUGACAAAGUCAGUAUUUCUUUUAAAAUUCGACAUGUUAACACACAUUUCUUUGCAGUGAAAGUCAUGUUAUCCUUGUAAAUUGAUAUUUUCAUGUCGGUUAGUUCAACAAGCAUAGUGAAUAAAAAAUAACUGGAAAUUAAAACAAACAAAAACUGCCAGGAAAAAUUGAUUUACCUGCCUGACACUGAUACUAGCCAAAAUAAGUCACUCUCCAGCAAACCGAACGAAUUUCCAAUAUAUGUAUAUAAGCGUAAUUUUUUCGAUUGUUGUUCGGCAAUUGAUUUUCAUUCGUAGUGCACAUGGACAUUUUUUCGAGCAAAUAUAUCCGCGCACACCCCAUGCCAAGGGUUUGGGUAAAGUAUAAAAAAAAAUACAUAUGAAACACCAUAAAAAAUAAGUGAACACAUAAAAAGAGAAUUAAUGGAAAAAAAUGCGAUUUUAUCAGUGGAAAACGAGAAUGCAGAUGCUGUAAAAAUUAUUAUAAUUAAGUCUAGCAUAAAUAUGUUGUAAAUACAAUUUUAAACAUUCAAAACAGAGGACAAACAACUAUAAAUCAUGUCACUAAGCCAGACUCAACCAUAUACGUAUGUAUAUAAAGCUAUUCGCUAUAUUUCUCAGCAUGUAUUUACUAAGGCCGACAUAAAAAACAAACAGCUAAAUCACAUAGAUAAUAAAACAUAACACAACGCAAUACAAAUUUCAUUUAGCUGAGCAACUACAAAUAGACACUACUCAUUAUCCGCCGGGUGAAGACCCUCUAAAAAGAUCUGGCAACAGACGGCCAACUAAAAAGUAUAUAAAACAUAUUUUACCGUGGUAUAGUAAUAAAACGUUGCCUGGACAUUUCCAAAAUCACCUUUUUUGUUUAUAGGUAUAUCCAAUUAAAGUGAAACGCAGCGUGUGUGAUGAGAAAACAUGCAAACUAUAAAAUAUAAAUGUAUAAAUUAAUUUACCUUCUCAUUCGCACAUCUUUCGGUUGUAAAGAAUAAAAAACACACACAAUAUAAUAAAAAUAAACGAGAGCAAAUAACGAUAAUGUAUAUAAAAGCAUUUACUUUACUUUUUCAUUUCGGCGAAUGGCCAUUAAAUUGUGUAAAAUAUUUCAAAAGGCGAACUGCAAUGCAUUUGUUUUUUGU